Nezara viridula (southern green stink bug) is the source of this 1190-nucleotide messenger RNA. The record is from the annotation of a GenBank genome assembly. Lineage: Eukaryota; Metazoa; Arthropoda; Insecta; Hemiptera; Pentatomidae.
UUAAAAUCCUGUUCGAUAAUUUACGUGUUUUAUUAAAACCAACUUUUUUAAUACUCAGUUUUAUUUCAAAAGAAACAACUUUUUUUGUGUAGUUUAAAAAUUCAAUGAGUUAGAUUUCAUAACCUUACUCCGGUACCUUCACUAGUUGUCUAAUUGUUUUCUGGAGGCGUCAGUUUCCCACCAGCAGUGAGUCAUUAAUUUUACACUCGAAAUGGAUGUUGAUAUUGAUAGUUCUAUUCCGAAAAUUGAAGAAAAUGAAAAUGCUGACAAACAUCCCAAGGAUCAUUUGCUCGGCAUUUUGGAUCAAGUUGAAGCUCACGUUGAAAGAUUACGAAAAGAUACAUUACUCUUGGAAGAGAAGAAAGACUCUUUAUUCACAACAUUAGACGCGAUCAGGAAUUCCGAACUUUUGUCGGGAUUAUUAGAGACUGAUCGGGAUGAUAUACAAAGGUACAUAGACAGGGUAACUAUGCGCUGUAUGACUAUUGAAAUACUAGUUAGAACAAAUAGAGAUCAAGCCCAAGAAGAGUCUCUCUUUCAGGUAAAUCGACUCAUUGACCAACUUGUAGUGUCUUUUAAACAGGAUCCUUCUUCAACAAGGGUUAGAUGUCAGGCUUAUCUUGCUGCUUGUUCACCUCAUCCCGAAGUACCUACAGAUAAAGCUUUUGAAAUUGCUUUAUUAGGUUGUGCUUUGGAUGAUCAGAAGAAGAUCAAGAAAAGGUUACAUGGUUUAUUAAAUUAUCUCGAACAGGAUGGUAAAAUCGUUCCACUAUCAGAUUAAAAGUGAUUUAUAGACCCUUAAUUUGUUGUGUACAGUUUCAUUAUUAACACAUCAUCUAGUGCUGCAGCAGUGUUAGGAGCGGACAAUUACAUUACAUUCCACUAUAUUACAUGUUAACUUGUUAUGUUGGAGAACCUGUUGCCGAGGCUGUGUUCAAAGUUAAAGCUACUCAAUGUUUCAAUUGUCAUUAUUUGUUACUCUUUCGUUUAAAAUGACUUGAACAAUAUUGCAGGUGCUUAUCUUUGUUUGAUACAACAGGUAUUAUUUAAAAAUGUAUUGUACCUUUUAGUUUCUUAAAAGUUUUACUAUAUUAACAAUCACAUUGCUUGUCAAUUUAAUCUAUCUAAUGUUCAUUUUAUUUAAAGCUCAAUAUUUUUAAAUUUCUCUAAAUUGAAUAAAAGAAUCAUUU